Micropterus salmoides (largemouth bass) is the source of this 3797-nucleotide messenger RNA. It is a transcript of the gene nrn1a, whose product is annotated as neuritin 1a. Lineage: Eukaryota; Metazoa; Chordata; Actinopteri; Centrarchiformes; Centrarchidae. The transcript is spliced from 3 exons. The coding region runs from base 785 to 1585 and encodes 266 amino acids. The record is from RefSeq and is a predicted model, not a curated record. Gene Ontology annotation, cellular component: plasma membrane. Gene Ontology annotation, biological process: neuron projection extension; nervous system development.
AUAAGGGUCAGCUUAAAAGCAAUUUCCUCAUCAAGGUGUGUGUCCAGUUGUUGUAGUAAUGCAUGUGUCACUUAAGUCAGGGUCUAUUGAAGACUACAAGUUUGAAACUGGAAGAAAUCUGUUGGUGUGGAGUCGUCUAGACCUCUGGAGCUGAUGCUAGGCUACAUUAGCAGCUACUAGCAUAACACACCUGAUUCUCUGACUGACCUGUUGGUGGUCGAGGUUAAUUGUGUUUCAUGCAAAUGGAAGUUUUUGGGCAUAGACUGUAUAAAAUAAGUGGAUGUAGCCGCAACGUCACCGGUGGGUUUGUGGACUACAGUUUGAAGAAUUGGGUUUAUCGCCAUCUUGUGUUUUGGAGCCAGGCACCAGAAGUGAUGGAUGAGAUGGUGGUGGUAGCUAGCUUGGUUAGCUAGGAGCAUCUGUGAUUUAUGUUAAUGGUGCCUUCCAUUUGACAUGGGAAGUCGGAAUGUCUGAGUUCAAAGUCGUAAAUUUCAAAGGGAACGCCCCCUUAAGUCGGAUUUCCUACUUGGAAAGUCGGAAGAACUGCACUACCCCGACUUUGUGAUGGAAGAUGGCUGCUCUGAGUAUGAGCAGCUGUAGUUUAUACUGUUUUUUAGCACUUCUGUGUACUUGUGUCUCAUAGAAAUUUUCGCACACAAAGUGCUGUCCAAUAGCUGUCUCUGUUGCUGUUGUGUUUAGUACCUGCCACCUGCCAGCCACCGGCCUACAAUCUGGCCUGGAUUGACGCCGGCUUGCUUUUAACACUGGGGCUAAGAUAUAAACAAUGGCCUGUGAACUGUGCGCAGACAGUUUUCUCCUUGAAAAAGCACAAAAGAACAUUGCUGACCUUAAGGAGGAUGUCCGACGGCUCUCUGAUGAACUCCAGCAAAGGAACUCGCUCCUGUCCAGCUUUAAGGCCCGUCUCCCAUUGCUAUCUAACUUCGAUGCUGUCGCCUUCCCUCCAUUGGUGGCUGACAGCGCCCAGACCUCUGGCCAAACAACAAGCAAGCCUCUUCAACCACCAUCCCGCUUUACAACUUCCAUUGCUCGGCGAAAAAUCCUGAAGGAGGUGGUACUACGGCGAUCCAGGGGUUUUCCUCACCCGGAGCUGGGGGGCAGUCGCCCUACCAGGUCUGAUGCUGCUUCCCCGCCGAGUCCGCCGGUCUCCACAAACGGUGUGGACAGCCUGGAUCACACACCCUCCACCUUCUCUGUGUUGCAGACGGUGCUGGUCAGUGCUGGUCAAUGUGACUCUGUGUUUAAAGGUUUCUCGGACUGUCUGCUUCAGUUGGGGGAGAACAUGGCCAACUAUCCCCAGGACCUGGACGACAGGGAGAACCUGCACAAGAUCUGCAGUUACUGGGAUAACUUCCACUCCUGUGCCACGACGGCGCUGGCGGACUGCCAGGAGGGAGCGACGGACCUCUGGGAGAAACUGAAAAAGGAGUCCCGCAGCCUGGAUUUCCGUGGGAGUUUGUUUGAACUCUGUGGCGGCGGCAACGCAGCCCCCAGAUCAGCCGACGCCAGGGGCCUCGCCUUGGUCCUAACCACACUGCCCACCAUACUGACUUGGCUGGCGUUUUAACAGAAACGAGGAAAAACAUAAAACAAAACACAAAGUGAAAAGAAGAAAAAAAAAAAAAAGGGAAAAUACAAAUGAAAAAAGAAAAUAGAAAAAGAGCGAUAACUUCUCCUCGAUACUGAAAAAACAACUUCAAAAGGACCGAGUUUGAAUUCAUCACCAGAAAACGACACCCCAAAUGGAUUUUUACUACAUCACUGUACGGCGGCCUGGCUUGCCGUCCUGGGACAUCUGCAGGCCAUCCUCCUGGAGUGCUCAUCCAAUCACACACUGACCUGACCCUGAGGUCGAUAACAUGAAAUAUUCAACACGCCGUCGAGCUGAAACGAUGACAGUGAUGAAAAUUUGAUGGAUCCUUGCCCGCUUACAAUCGUGGAAUUACACAGUAUUAAAGUCAACUAUGAAUUAUUAAUGUUUAGUAGGCUAGGCCUAGAUAGCACUAUGUGCCUGCUGGGUGCUGACACAGUAUCAGGCUAUAUAUUAGGGUUCCCAUAUAGCCUAUGGUACAUAUUCAUGUGCAACGCGAGGCAGCGCUUAACACCACAAAAUCAAUAAGACAAGCCGAAGCCUAGAGCCCAGACCAGUCGCCUCAUUUCCAUCACAGACAGUUUUUCCUUUUGUAUUGCGCCAAGUUGACUGUGUUGAGCCCGGUAGGUUUGUUGGACUGAACACUUGAUGCCAAUGUAAUAUUUGUAUUGUUAUUGGCUGUUUGUCUUGCUCAGGCCACGGUUACACCAGCUUUUAUUACAGCGGCAAUUUGCACCAAGUUUAAGUAAUUUGAAUGGAGUCGUCAUAACCGGAAACAUUAGUUUUGUCCUUGAUGAACACUGAUGAUGACAGUAUUGACCUUUGACCCAUGCAGCAUGGCUUGCAGUCAAUCGUGUGCCAGCGGUGGAUUUUACUUUUGAUUGUUGAACUGGCUAGCUUGCUAUGCCGCUAGCUACCACUUAUAAAAUCAACGCCGCGUGAAGAAAUCUCACUCUGCCGUUUUCUGGUGUGACCGUGGCCUUAUUUGUCCCCACCAAGAUCUGAGGUGUAGGAGUGAGAUCGUAAAGCCUGCUUUUCAUUAAAUAACAGUUUAGACUGAUGUUAAAUUGCAUGAUGAAAGUUCAGACAGUCUCAAAACAUUUCAGGAAAUGAGCACAAACUCUGAAAUGUUGAUUCAUCCCACUGACAUAAAGGAAUAUGGAAUAACAGCAAGGAAGUGGACAUAGCUUUAAACUUUUGGUCCCAUAAGUUGUUUCCACCUAGCCAAAAUGUUUCUUGACUUUAUCCAGCAAGGUUUAUGGAUCGGCUGCUGCUGAUUGGACUUCAAUCAUAGCCCAAAUCAGUACCAACAACCCUGGUUAAAUCUGGCAUUUUCACUAAUAUGCAAUGGAUGGCUGUGUGUGUUAAAAUAGAUUGGAUUAGCCAGAAAUUCACUUUAAUAACCAAAAAAGAUUUGGUCAGGUUAGUUAACAGUUUAUAUGGUUAAACAGACAAUGUUUGGUUAAACAACUACAAAAGAUUAGGUCAGGUUAGCUAACAGUUUAUAGUCUAAAACAGACAAUAUUUAGGUUAACAAUUAAACCAGAUUAGGUCAGGUUAGCUAACAGUUAAUAGUCUAAAACAGAAAAUAUUUAGGUUAACAAUUAAACCAGAUUAGGUCAGGUUAGCUAACAGUUUAUAGUCUAAAACAGACCAUGUUUGGCUAAACAACUAAAAAAGAUUAGGUCAGGUUAGCUAACAGUUUAUAGUCUAAAACAGACAAUAUUUAGGUUAACAAUUAAACCAGAUUAGGUCAGGUUAGCUAACAGUUUAUAGUCUAAAAAAGGCAACUAAACAAGAUUAAGUCAGGUUAGCUAAGUCUGAAUCAGAAAACAACUAAACAAGAUUGGGUCAUGUUAGCUAACAGUUUAUAGUCUAAAACAGAAAACUAAACAAGAUUAGGUCAGUUUAGCUAACAGUUUAUAGUCUAAAACAGACAACUAAACAAGAUUAGGUCAGGUUAGCUAACAGUUUAUAGUCUAAUACAGACAACUAAACAAGAUUAGGUCAGGUUAGCUAACAGUUUAUAGUCUAAAACAGACAACUAAACAAGAUUAGGUCAGGUUAGCUAACAGUUUAUAGUCUAAAACAGACAACUAAACAAGAUUAGGUCAGGUUAGCUAACAGUUUAUAGUCUAAAACAGACAACUAAACAAGAUUAGGUCAGGUUAGCUAACAGUUUAUAGUC